CUCCUCCUCUCCCCCCCUCUCUUCCCCCUUCUCCCUCGCACCACGCGCCGAUACUCGAACGACACCUGAGUAUCGUCAGCUUCGCGUUCACAGCUCUGCCCGCAGUCCGUUUGCCUCUAGCGUUAUCUGCGACUCUGCCUGCUCGACCUCGGCAUAGGGGAUCUUCCCGCCCAUCUAGACUGCGACAUCACAGUCCAGCUUCCCCCUCUUCCCUUCCCUUUUUUUUUGGAUCGCCUUUCGGACUUUCGCUCACCCUUCUGACUGUGUUGGUCUUGGUUUAUUUUCGUCACAGAUCACAUGUCCUCUAUCCGACUGGGCUAACUGACGUCUGAUCAAUCUGACCUGUCUCUGCGCCAGCACGGAAUGACUUUCUUCCCCCUUGCCAGCUUGAUUCCAGCACUCGUGUGCUCCGAGUCUGCCACCUAGAGGUUUCAAGAACCUUGACUUCCUAUGUCAGCAUAUGUCCAUUUGACAUGAGAACAUGGCUCCGUUGACCCUCGAGGUUCGCCACAGCGAAGAAGAAACGAUCGAGUGCUGGGAUGAUGACGAUGACUUGCAAUGCUACGAAGAUUUUCAGUUAAGAGCCGCAUCGACUGCUACAUCUGUAACGAAUUCGUCAAUUCGUCGGUCUGGGCAUCGGGAUUCAAUUUCCUCGCGUCGCUCCGCACGUUCCGAUCUUGAUUCUAAUACCGGGGGGGACGAGGAUUGGCAAGUUCAGUUGUUAGACAGCGACGAGAUUGUCACUGAAGAAGCGAUUGCUUCCGCCAAGAACGCUGGAAUACCUUUGCCUGCUAACAUUCCCCGGUCGGCUCUUAUUGGGGGGACCAUUAAGCGUCUCGGGCAUCGAAAGCAGGGGAAGGACAUCAUCGAUGACUGGUCGGACGACGUCGAAUUCCCCGGGCCUGAUAGCACGCUAGAGUUAAAGCGUUCGCUCGAUACAUCUUUCCCUGGAGCACUCCGACAAGUCAGUAGUGCUGCCGUAAGCCCUAUAAAAACAUCAGCUGCAUCCUUGUGGGACAGCGAGGUCUCGACUCCACUGCAUUCAGCCCUUGCAAUUGCAUCCACUUCACAACAAGGUAGCGGAGUUUCUGACAGUCACGAUGUCCCCACAAUUAGGGUUGCGAGGUCUCGGUCACCAGAGAGAGCAUCACUUAUCAAUAGUUUUAUUCCUGACAGGGACCUGGAUUCGACUGACAAUUUUGAAGAGGAUUUUGAAUUACCAGCUGAUGAAGUUUUGCUCCGGCUCUCUCCUCGAAAGGCCAAUGUGGGAAAUGCAAGUCCAUCCCUUGAGGACUUCGACGUUGACUGGUCAGAAGGCAGUAUCGGGGUCCGAUUCGGUGGCACUGCGAGGGAUCACAUAUCAAAUCCAAGCUCGUCGGUUUCCGUUGUCAGCCCGACUACCUCUAGUUGUCUAACUAUUGAAAGCGAAGAUGAAGGCCUUGAUGGUCUCAUCAUUCCAGAAGGGCCCCUCGACUUGGAAGAAUCCUUGAAGAAGCGAAAAGUACCGCCCAGUAAGGACAUUAUACAAUUAGAAGUGGCCUCGGUUGAUCGAGCGCCUCCCGGCACAGAUGACUUCUUCUCGGAGCUUGAAAUCGAAGGCGGCGAGGUGUUUGAUCCUCGCAGGCUAUCGAUAAAUCCGAACGUCAAGUGUAAAACGGAGAUUCCAAAAAGUCCUGCACGGCACUCAACAACUACCAUCACAUUUAUGAACACGGCAGUUUCCCCAAAGACUCGAAUCCCACGUCUUUCCGGUCACGACCGCCCCCAUUCGACACAUCUUGAAACCGUGUCAGAGAGUGGUGCUCCUCUGUCGAGGUUUCGGACCUCGCAGCGCCGGGCCGGCGGUCAUUCAUCACAGUCAUCCGUGUCCAGCCUCCCUUCUGGGUUUUCGUCAUCAUCACAGAUCCCCUUAACUCCUAGUCGACGACCUGUGGGGCCCGGCAUAUCAAAUGACGCCUUUGUUGGCGAACGUGUAUCUUCAGGAAGGCAACUACUAAGGACUAAGCGUUCAAUGCCAUCCUUACGAAAUAUGAACCAGGCCGUCUCAAUCAAUCAGAGCCCGCCCAUACCUCAAGAUGGGCCAGGCAUACCUAAUUACCACGCCAGACCUAAGACCCCAGUUGACCGCAUUGGAAAUGACGCGAAAACGUUUGUCCGUAAGCAUCAAGCUCCUUUCAUUCCAGCCGGUGCUUCAGAAAAGCAAUCGCACCAUGCUAGUGUCAAAAGCCAUCGACACAAUCGUCGCUCAAAUUCAGAUGGCCCUAGCGACUUGUUAAACAUCCAGGGGUCUGGAACUCGACUGUCAAGAUCUACUCGCCAUGAUUCAAUGGGUAAAGGUCCGAAUGAUUCAAGUCCAGAGAACUUGGUUGCUGCAAGUAAAAGAACACUCACUCGGCCCACCCGGCGGCGGAAUUUCGGUGACGGUUCUGAAUUGGCGCUCUUUGACGAUCUGCCUACAUCCUCCUCAGCAGAGAAAAAAUUUGUGAAACAUCCCUCGGGACGAGGUGUUCCGAGAACACUCAGGAGUAAACUGAGCCACGGUCAGUCUAGUUCGGCAAAACUAGAUGGUACAAGCGAACAAACCACGCCGGGUUCUACAAUGAAAUUUAAUACUGUCACGCCGAGAUUCGCCCGGGACACGAAUGCCUCAAGGAACGCAAGAGAACAACGCAUUGCUUCAAUGACAAGUACCCCGAAAAGUCGGGAUCAUCACCCGCUUGCUCCUCUGGGGUUAAAUUGGAAACCUACAAGUGUCUCGCGGGUACCUUCUAGCUCGGCAACUAUCCGGAGCAAGAAACACAGAGCUACUUCAGUGCUUGGAUGCAAACCCCAACUGAUCAAGCCCAUGGGUACAGGAGUGCAAGAACCAAAAUUCCUUAACGGCAUGCGCUACAACCCAAACUCUUUUUGCUGGGAAGGGAAUGAGAACCUGGUGCAGGACUUUAGCUCAAUAUCGCCGAAGUCACCAAAGCCAACCCCGGCUCUGAUCACUAACAUAGGUGCAAUGCAAAACGUACAGGUUGUUGGUGGGAUGGUCUUUGAUCCGAAACGCAUGUGCUGGCUCAAGCUAGCACCAUUGCAACCCGAAAAGGAUGGACUUGUGGCUAUUCAGGAUGAAGACGAUGUUUUUGCUGGCCUUGGUGACCUAAAGGAGACGACUAAUAUCUUGAAUGGACGAAUGUCAGGUGCCUACGAUGAGCUCGGUUUUGCAGCCAGUAGUGAUGACCGCAGCUACGAAGAUUCAUCAGACGAAUGGCCCAUAACGGAAGAAUUCGAUGUUGGUCCGGAGUUUAUCAGGCGCCAGCGUGCAGAAGAAGAAAAGUGGAGGCGCAAGGUCGAUAAAUGGACCACUCAGGAUCGUGGGAAAUUCGGAGACGGCUGGAGGUGGGCCAUCCGAGACCUGGUGAGAUUCAAUAGCACUCUCAGGACACAGAAUCUCGACCGCGCAUGAUUCAAUUGCGAAUGGCACUUCCCAAAUGAGGGAGUGAAAGAAGCAAAGUGAGAGAGUCGAUUUUGUUGCACUAAAGCAUCCCCUAUUGGUCUAUACACUUCGACCUUGGAAACCUGCUGCCAGAUGUCAAUGGCAAAUGGUGGCGAGAAAUAAGAACUUUGAUGAUUAUGAAAACUGACAGCAGCUGCUCCCGCCUUUAUUCGGUUAGGCUGUUGCUGUUUAUCCACGAGACCAUGAUUUAAAGGAGCGGUUUGCUUUUCUUUUUAUGAAUUGGCUGAUGUAUAUUACUUGCUUUUACGCCGUUAAUGGACAUAUGACUCUGGGAUGUAUAAUACUUGGAUCAUUCUUUCCUUUUUUUUCUAUUCUGUAUCUGUUGCAAAGAACCAAAUUGUGCGAUACAGGAGGUCCUCAAGAAGUUUAUAUUGAUUAUGUGUGUUGGAGAGCUCAAUGAAGUCUUGC
Messenger RNA from Aspergillus ibericus CBS 121593, 3910 nucleotides. Its product is annotated as putative cytokinesis regulator (Byr4). Gene Ontology annotation, molecular function: GTPase activator activity. The transcript has 2 exons. The coding region runs from base 482 to 3451 and encodes 989 amino acids. Lineage: Eukaryota; Fungi; Ascomycota; Eurotiomycetes; Eurotiales; Aspergillaceae. The record is from RefSeq and is a predicted model, not a curated record. Gene Ontology annotation, biological process: regulation of Ras protein signal transduction; mitotic spindle orientation checkpoint signaling. Gene Ontology annotation, cellular component: mitotic spindle pole body; SIN/MEN two-component GAP complex.